AUGCAGGAAGUCCGGAAGGAGAUGCAGGAGGUCCAGAAGGAGUUACAAGAGGCCCGGAGGGAACUGGAGGAUCAGAGAAAGAAGGAAGCGCCUGCACCAGCAACAACGGCCAUAUCGAGUGGUAUCUCCAACCCCCUCUAUCCUGCGGUGGUUCACAACUUUGCCGAUACGCUUCGCAUCUAUCCCACUAAGGGCCAGGUCGUCGAGUGCAACCACCAACACAUGCUUGGCAUGGACAGCCCCGCCAUUCAGGUCGAGGUAAAGCACGAUGGUGUUGGUGCGGAGAAGGUUGAAUCCUCAAAUGCCGGCAACUUGGCCAAGCGCUUGCCCUUGUGUGUUGGUUGCAGGGUGAUGCUGACGCGGGAUUUGUGGGCCGACGUCGGGCUCGUCAACAGCGCACAGGGCACAGUCUACAACAUAUCCUGGAAAGAAGGUGUCGACGUGCUACGAGACCGGCCCGAGCUCAUUAUGGUGGCCUUCGACCACUACGACGGCCCGGCCUUCACGAUAUCAAACGGGGAGCCGCUCCGUAGUGGGGAGAAGCUGGUUGUCCCCAUCCUCCGAGUGCGGCAGGACUUCAUGGUCGGCGCCAACUCAUGUUCAAGAGAGCAGUUCCCGCCGUUGGUCAGCUAUGCGAUCACCGUCCACAAGUCACAGGGAAUCACCUUGGACAAGGUCGUCUGCGAUAUCUCUGCGCCAGAGUUUGCUUCUGGUCUCUCCUACGUGGCCGUGUCGCGGGUGAAGACACUCGGCGGGCUGAUGUUUGAGUGGCCCUUCGACCGCAGCAGGGUCUACCGCGAGACACCAUCACGAGCUAUGGGAUUGAAGUUGCUGGAUCAUGCUAUCACGCAACUGCAGGCGUUAGACGCUGUGGCGGGGGAGGAUCCCUUAGGGUUAAGUGGGUUUAUAACUAGCGACGACGAGAGUAUAGAGGUAUGA
Chaetomium globosum CBS 148.51 is the source of this 939-nucleotide messenger RNA. RefSeq lists its product as uncharacterized. Bases 1 to 939 code for a protein of 312 amino acids. The record is from RefSeq and is a predicted model, not a curated record. Lineage: Eukaryota; Fungi; Ascomycota; Sordariomycetes; Sordariales; Chaetomiaceae. The transcript has 2 exons.